Molecule: messenger RNA, 438 nt
Organism: Rotaria sp. Silwood2
Lineage: Eukaryota; Metazoa; Rotifera; Eurotatoria; Philodinida; Philodinidae
Source: the annotation of a GenBank genome assembly
AUGAAAUCGACAGCUUCUAUUGGAAUUCAUUUGAAUAUUCCGGAGCAAACAUCACAAUAUUCAUCAUUUGGUCCUGAUCAUAUACCAACAUUGCCAGCGACAGUAACAAUAACAAAAAAUAAAUUUGCAACAACAACUAUUCCUAAUUCAUUAUCAGGAAAUCUAGAUUGUGGACCACGAUUUACUCGUUUUAGCAGUGUUAGUAGUAGUUAUGCUCAGUUUUUAAAACAACGUGAUAUGGAUAAAGUUAAAAAAAUUUUAUCACAAGAAGAUCAACGUUUUUUAUUAUCAUCGAGUGAAUGGGUUGAAGAUGUUAAAGAUAGUGAUCCAUAUGUUUCUGUUAUUAGUCGACUUGGUGAAGCUAUACAAGAUUCUGAAACAUUAGUCGAAUUUGUGAAGAAAUCAUUUUCCAUCGUUACAAAUACAUGUAAUGUAUAG